Messenger RNA from Helobdella robusta, 1953 nucleotides. RefSeq lists its product as hypothetical. Gene Ontology annotation, cellular component: plasma membrane. Lineage: Eukaryota; Metazoa; Annelida; Clitellata; Rhynchobdellida; Glossiphoniidae. The transcript is spliced from 2 exons. The coding region runs from base 1 to 1953 and encodes 650 amino acids. The record is from RefSeq and is a predicted model, not a curated record.
AUGGCGGAAGAGAGUGACAUAAAAAAAUAUGACAUCAUCGUCGAUCUUGACGAUGCUGGCGACCAUGGUGGCAACGACUAUGACGAUGAUGAUGAGGAAGAUGAUGGUGGCGAUGAUGAAGACGACGACGAUGACGUCACUGUGCUUACUGUGGAUGGGCUCGUGGCUGGGGUGAAAUCGAUGGAGAUGUCUUUAAUGACGUUCAUGGCGCUCGAUGUGAUUGUUAAAGAGGAGGAGGAGGAAGAAGUAGAAGAUGAUGAUGAUGAUGAUGUAGCCCAUGCAGCAAUCGACUUGAAAGAAUCUUACAUUGGAUGCUAUCGAAACAUCAGCUCAACGAAGACAGUUGCAUCAGUUGGCUCAGUGGAUGAAUGUUCACAGGAGUGCACAGAUGAAAAUAACAGUAUGAUAGCUUUGAAGGAUGGAGAAGAAUGCAACUGUAUUGAAAGGUUAGAUUCAGUAGUGGCUUCAUCCCAGUGUGAUGUUAUCUGUGACAAUGAUGAUGCUUGUGGUGGAAGUGAUUCGUAUUCCGUCUACAAAAGCAAGCCACGAGUCAUGCAUGACGCCUUUUUGAGUGUGGAUAAUCAUCAACCUGAGGAUAUCGUGAUGAUCUUACCAGCUUUUUCCACUCUCGAGAUGUGCGCACAUUUUUGCUUUGAAACGAAUCACACAUUCUUUCAAACAAUCAAAAAUGGUAGCUGCAGUUGUUUCCAAGAGCAUCAAGUAACUCUAGGUUACGUGCAAGAACAGAUAUGUGAAAAAUGCACAUAUGAUUUGAACGAAGUUUGCGAGUGUUAUCAUAAAAACUACCAAGACAAGACCACAAUAUUUUCAACACGCUCCCAAUACGACUUCCAACGAGGAGUAUCGACUUAUUCUCACUGCAGGAACAGAAACAACGGAAGUUACGAAAUAACAGAAAAAUGUCCUGAAGGAUGCGAUCCGGGAUGGAGAGGUGAUUCAUGCAGAGAAAGAGAUUGCUCAUCUGGUGGAGGAGGUUGUCCCAAUGGAAUGGGAUGCAUUGAGUCCAUGGUGAAUGAUGACGAUUACGUUGAAUGCGUCUGUCCCCCUGGUAAGGUCAGAAACAAGUGGUACCAAUGUGAGGUUUAUAGGAAAAAUAUAGCUCUUCAUAAACCUCCAUAUUACAGUUCGAUUUGGCCUCUAGAAACAAGCCACGGUCUGUUUUUAAUAAGCCCAGUAUACCUAACUGACGGCAUACACAAUGGAUAUUUUAUAUCCCACAUCUUUGAUUCUAUGCCAGCUUGGAUGGCUGUCGACCUACUCAAUUUAUACUGCGUUGGUUUCAUUAGAGCCUAUGGAAGACUUAAUGCAGUUUUGCAUAUUGUAGGUCGUAUGGACAGGUUUGUCGUUAGACUCAACGAAACAUUAGACACAACUUCCAAAAACGACCUAAGAACUCAAACUAACUUGUGCGGAUAUGGACCAGAAAAAGCGAUACAAAGUGGAAACCCCAUGGUUGUUUUAUGUGAAGACUUCACCAUCUUUUCACAAUUUGUCAUCAUCCAACAAUCGGAUGAAAGACUGCAUGAAGGUGUUACCUCACUGGCAGAAUUGGAAGUGUUUGAAGCCGGAUGCGAUCUUUUAAACGGAAGAUGCAAAAAUCAAACCUGUGUGGAAGUGAAAAACGGAGAUAGAAGGGUCAUUUCCUGUGUUGAAGUUUAUUCUACCACUACUGCAAAUACAAACUUUUCUGCAACAGCUGCAAAUAGAAACUUUUUUGCAACAGCAAAUGCGUCUGCAUAUAUAACUUAUUCCACCUCCAGUGAACUGUUUAAAAUCGAGUUAAAUAAUUUGUGGUUUUUAUUGGUUUUGUUAGUUUUGCCAGUUAUUUUUGCAAUUUCGUUUUUCAAUAAAAAAAAAAAGGUAGCUGACAAAGCAGGUGAAUUAUCAUCAAAAUAUUCCGGCAAUAAUGAUUUAGAAUCAGCAACUGAUUAA